Molecule: messenger RNA, 2478 nt
Organism: Parastagonospora nodorum SN15
Lineage: Eukaryota; Fungi; Ascomycota; Dothideomycetes; Pleosporales; Phaeosphaeriaceae
Exons: 1
Coding region: 1-2478 (825 amino acids)
Biological process (GO): proteolysis
Molecular function (GO): cysteine-type peptidase activity
Source: RefSeq, a predicted model, not a curated record
AUGCCACCACACGAGCCAGGCCCCUCGCCGUCCGAGGCCGCACAUCCCGACGAAAGCAUCGCGGACAAUUUCACGCACCAUAUCGAGGCCUUUGCACAGGUUGCGCGCAACGGGCAAAGCAACCAAGUCAAGGCUGCAUUCCAGACAGCACACGAGCGUCUCUGGACGACUGCAUCGAUCAAGGCGAACCGCACGUACCGUCGCGACAACCCCCACGUCGCCACAGAUCUCGUCUUCAUAGGCUGGCAGAUGCUCGUGGACCACGGAGAAGAGCCCCUCUGCAGCCAAUUCUGGCAGGCUGUCGCGCUAUGGGGCACUCACCAGCACUUCCUCCAGACAUGGGAGACCUUUACAGCCGAGCGGUGCGCGCCAACAGCAGCGCAGGACGUCUCCAGCAUCAAGGUGCGCGAUGUCCCGGCAGCUUUCCGCUCGCUGCGUGCGAUCCUGUGUAUCCAACAUGCAUGGGGCCCAGACUGCUACUGCCGACUGUUGCGUGUCGCGCCUUUUCCCGUCUCGCCCAAGCAAUCUUUCCUCGAGAAAGCAGCCAAGCUCGCGCGCAUCAAGAUGAAUCUCGCUGAUGUCGAGCGCGACUUUCCCAAAUUCCUCAAGCACCGCAUCGCCAAUCAUCAGAACAACAUCUCUCUAGAGAAGAGCCUCCAAGCGGGCACUUACACAGUAUCGCUGGGAGACCUGGAAGAAUACAUCGCCGAAACCACGUCCAAGACCAAGUUGCUUGAGCACCCUUAUCGCGAGCCUUCCCGCCGCGAUCGCACCCGCAAGGGACCCCGCACUCGGCAGCCAUCCUCUGCCCGUACCAGUAUUGCAUCCCCAGAGCUGCCCCGCCACGGCCCUCUGCCUUCCCUGUCCGAAUUGGACGCUAGCGACGCCGGCGAAAGCGAAGGAGAGGAUUUCCCACCUUCUCCAUGCUCCGAGACCAGCAAGCGAGCCUCCCCCGACCUUGACAUACCCACAGACGAAUGUCUGAUGGAGGAAAGUUCCGCCGCCGACGACAACAUCCUUUUGACUGCCGAGGCGGCCGAGUUACCGCAUCCGUCCAAAAUCGAACCCCAGCAAGUGUCCGUUGCGGGGCUGGAUAGCGUCGUCUCGCCGUCACAAGCGUCCGGCGCGCAGACUGCCGUCAUGAACCCGGCGCACGUACCAUCGGGCAAGCCGCCGCAAGUGCCUGUUUCGACGGCCACGGAAACUGAGAUCAACCGACCGCCACCACUGCCAGAGACAAAAUCUCUCCCUUCGCCUCCGCUGUCAGAGAUUAGCCCUUCAGUGGGCGGACCGGGUGUCGACACGAACAAGCGGGACAACAAGGCAACAGAAACCAGCGACACCGAUGGUAACGCGCAACGCAAGCGACCUCGCAUACAUGGCGCCAUCUCCCGGGGCUCCAGCGACCUCGAACCCAAAGCUCAGCUAACCUCUCGCACCCUCGAUUUUCUGCUGACCCAGCUCACAUCUGGCCUACAUCCAGACGAUUAUGCAUUCUACGACCCAGGGGACCUGGAGGUGUCCGAGCUCCCCGCAAAGGUAUCUCCUGGCAAGUUCAGCAAGACCAGGAACGUCCUCGUCCCGCUAUGUCUCUGUCGACACUGGAUUCUUCUUCAGUUCAACAUGCAGUACAUGAAGGUGUACAAGUACGACUCAUUGCCUGGCCACAUUGCACCUUUUGUGGUUGGAGAAAAAGUCGCGCUCAUUCGUACUGCCAUCUGGGAUGCUGCGGGCCGCGCAGACGAUGACCUCCCGCAUUGGACCCCAAUCGUCCAUGUGGCUGUCCCUGAGCAGGGGAACGACUUUGAUUGCGGCAUUUCAGUAGUUAUCACGACUUUGCGCAUCACCAAUGGAUACAACGGCAACCCCACGGGAAACAUGGCCCUUUGGCGGAUGCUGCUCCAGGCUUUGGAGAGCGACGGCGGCCGAGUCCAAGCUCUCAUCCACUUUGCCAAGUUCCUCUCAGAAUCCCAAAGCAUUGUCCCACUGCGGCGAGAAUUCCACACCAUCCGAGACUUGACGCAAUCCGCCUAUGCUGCCGCCGAGACGCGUCAACAGGAACAGAGUGAUUGUGCACUGCGACUGGCUAGAGUCAUCGAAGCGGAGCAAUCUUCGCGCCGACGCCAAAGCAAUUACCUGCGCAAGCAUAUCAAGAACGUGCAAGCCCUCGAGGAGGAGGACGCCGCGCUCGAGACGUACUGGCGCCAGCAGCUCAAGCCCGUGCAGCAGAGGCUAGCUACCCUCAAGGACAACGUGACGAAUCUGCAGCGAUUGCAGGGACUGGUUGCGGAGUUUGCCGAGAUGGUAGACGAGAAACAGCGCAAACGCGUCAAAGAGUUGGAGAGUGACCUUGUGGCUCGGCGUGCCAAGAUGUCCCAGGAGCAAGAUGUGUGCCGAGGCAUGGAAGCGGAGUUGGCUGGGCUGAAGGGAGAUGGUGGAUCAUUCGAGGGCGCCAGUCCUUCUCUCGUUCCUUCGUGA